ACUGGCAUGGGUGGCUGAGUUCCCUGUUGCCCUUGGUCUCGGGGUCGCCGUCGGCACUGAGGCUGCAGCUAUCAUGGUGAACUUACUUCAGAUUGUGCGGGACCACUGGGUUUAUGUUCUUGUCCCUAUGGGAUUUGUCACUGGAUGUUAUUUAGACAGAAAGAGUGAUGAAUGGCUAACGACCUUCCGGAACAAGAGUAUGUUAUUUAAAAGGGAAUUGCAACCCAGUGAGAAGUUACCUGGAAGUAAAGACUGGCUGAAUUACAGAAUGUUCAUAUUUUAAAGUUCUGAGAGAAAUAAAAACGUUCAGAA
This is a messenger RNA of Piliocolobus tephrosceles (Ugandan red Colobus), 312 nucleotides long. RefSeq names its product NADH dehydrogenase [ubiquinone] 1 beta subcomplex subunit 1. The transcript has a single exon. Gene Ontology annotation, cellular component: mitochondrion; respiratory chain complex I. Bases 74 to 283 code for a protein of 69 amino acids. NCBI's taxonomy places the organism in Eukaryota, Metazoa, Chordata, Mammalia, Primates, Cercopithecidae. The record is from RefSeq and is a predicted model, not a curated record.